Messenger RNA from Gastrolobium bilobum, 2699 nucleotides. Its product is annotated as F-box/LRR-repeat MAX2 homolog A. Gene Ontology annotation, biological process: SCF-dependent proteasomal ubiquitin-dependent protein catabolic process. NCBI's taxonomy places the organism in Eukaryota, Viridiplantae, Streptophyta, Magnoliopsida, Fabales, Fabaceae. The coding region runs from base 327 to 2477 and encodes 716 amino acids. Gene Ontology annotation, cellular component: SCF ubiquitin ligase complex. The transcript has a single exon. The record is from RefSeq and is a predicted model, not a curated record.
UCUCCCUGAUUUUCAUUUUCUCUCUCUAAAUUUGCCAGUACAGGCAGAUACAUCAUAUUCAGUUGGGUUUUAAUAAAGGCCACCAGUACCCAUUAAUAAGAUCCCCCCUUACCAUAUUUCUCUAUACAAUUCAUUUAGCACUAUGUCUCUCUCUCUCUCUCUAGAAUUGCUUCACUGAUAAACUUUCAGUGAUAUACCCCAAUAACAAAGCUUAAAAGGUCUUUUUUUUUCUUUUUCUUUAAUACCAAAAAAGACAGUGAAAACAAGUUGGGAUUACCUUACCUUACCGGUUAGGGAAAGCUGCCUGAAAAGAAAGUUCAUCGGUGAUGAGUGGAAACAUCGAUGCCACCACCGUCAGCCACCUGCCGGAGGAGAUCCUCUGCAAGGUGUUCGCUGCCGUCUCCGACACCCGGACACGGAAUUCACUCUCCCUUGUCUGCGGGAGCUUCCUCCGCCUUGAGCGCAGGACGCGCACCUCUCUCACGCUCCGGGGGAACGCGCGAGACCUCCACCGCAUCCCAACAUCCUUCCUCCAUGUCACACAUCUCGACCUCUCCUUCAUCUCGCCGUGGGGACACGCGCUCUUCUGCUCCUCAUCCGCCACCGCCGAUCCCCGCCUCCUUGCUCUCCGUCUCCGAGAUGCCUUCCCGCGCGUGACCUCACUUUCCGUGUACGCGCGUGACCCUACCACGCUCCAGCUCCUCCUACUCUCCCCCUGGCCGGAGCUCCGUCACGUCCGGCUCGUCCGGUGGCACCAGCGCCCGCCGACGUUGCAGCCGGGAUCCGAUUUUGCGGCUCUUUUCUCUCACUGCCGGAAUCUAUCCUCGCUGGACCUCUCCGCCUUCUACCACUGGCCAGAGGACCUCCCGCCGGUUCUGUCUGCGAACCCCGCCGCCGCCGCCUCCCUCCGCCGCCUCAACCUGCUAACGAGGUCGUUCACGGAGGGUUUCAAGUCAAACGAAAUCGAAUCCAUCACUUCAUCGUGCCCUAACCUGGAGCACCUGCUCGUUGCUUGCAUCUUCGAUCCGAGAUACUUAGGGUUCGUCGGUGAUGAUACGCUGUUGGCUAUCGCUUCCAAUUGCCCCAAGCUCACGCUCCUUCACCUGGCCGAUACGUCGUCGUUUGCGAACCGGAGAGACAACGAUGGGUUCGCUGGAGAAGACGCUAGGGUUAGCCGUGCAACUCUGGUGGCGUUGUUCUCUGGACUCCCACUUUUGGAAGAGCUGGUGCUAGAUGUUUGUAAAAAUGUCAGAGAGAGUAGUUUUGCUUUGGAGGUGUUGAGUUCUAAGUGCCCCAAAUUGAGGGUUCUCAAGUUGGGUCAGUUUCAUGGGAUUUGCUUGGCCCUUGGGUCAAGGCUUGAUGGAAUUGCCCUUUGCCAAGGGCUACGUUCCUUGUCCGUUAACAACUGUGAGGACCUUGAUGACAUGGGGUUGAUUGAGAUUGGUAGAGGGUGUUCUAGGUUGGUUAGGUUCGAGCUUAAGGGUUGCAAGCAUGUCACGGAGAAAGGGUUGAGGACCAUGGUUUGUUUGCUUCGUAGGACUCUGAUUGAUGUCAAGGUUUCUUGCUGCGUCAACCUCGACACCGUGGCUUCUCUUAGAGCUUUGGAGCCUAUUCGGGACCGGAUUGAGCGGCUUCAUGUGGAUUGUGUGUGGAAUGGUUUGAGGGAAAGUGACAGCCUUGGACAUGGUUUUCUCAAUUUUGACCUGAAUGGUUUGGAUGAACCGUGUUCUUCUGACCUGAAUGGUGCUGAUUCUGCUGAAUUCAUGGAUUACUUGGGGGUUGCGGAAUGUGAAAACCCAAGCAAAAGGAAGAGGCAGAGAUGCAAGUAUGAUUUGGAGGUUGAUGAAAGCAAUGGCAGUGGUUACUAUGGCAAGAGCUGGGACAGGCUGCAGUAUCUCUCUCUUUGGAUAGGAGUUGGUGAUCUUCUAACUCCGUUGCCAGUGGCAGGGUUGGAGGAUUGCCCCAAUUUGGAAGAGAUGCGUAUAAAAGUGGAAGGAGAUUGCAGAGGGCAGCCAAAACCAGUCGAGAGCGAAUUUGGUCUGAGCAUUCUGGCUUGUUAUCCUCAGCUAUCGAAGAUGCAGCUAGAUUGUGGUGAUACAAGAGGUUAUGUACUCACUGCUCCUUCAGGGCAGAUGGAUUUGAGCCUGUGGGAAAGGUUCUUUCUGAAUGGGAUUGGCACUUUGAGUCUAAAUGAACUUCAUUAUUGGCCACCACAAGAUGAGGAUGUGAACCAGAGGAGUUUGUCACUUCCAGCUGCUGGAUUGCUACAAGAAUGUGAUACUCUGAGGAAGCUUUUCAUUCAUGGGACGACUCAUGAACAUUUCAUGAAUUUUUUCCUUAAGAUACCAAACCUAAGGGAUGUGCAGCUGAGGGAGGACUAUUAUCCAGCACCAGGGAAUGACAUGAGCACAGAGAUGAGGGUGGGUUCAUGCAGCCGCUUUGAAGAUGCAUUGAAUAGACGUCAAAUAUGUGAUUGACCUGUGAUGUUGCUCUAGCCCUGAUCAUUGAAUUGCUUGUAUGAAGGGAAAUAUGAAGAAGGAUAAAAAGAGAUCGCUUUUAACGUUAUACUGGUUGUUACUGCUAAUUGUUAACAUCGUUGAUGUCUUAUUUCUGUCUCCUUCCCUCUUUUUUGUAUACUGUAUCUGUAACAAUGCAAGACUUGUGUCCAAAUUUAAAGUCAGGAAUAAAUCAUUCUAUUU